Molecule: messenger RNA, 1761 nt
Organism: Trypanosoma brucei brucei TREU927
Lineage: Eukaryota; Euglenozoa; Kinetoplastea; Trypanosomatida; Trypanosomatidae
Exons: 1
Coding region: 1-1761 (586 amino acids)
Biological process (GO): RNA processing
Molecular function (GO): RNA methyltransferase activity; RNA binding
Source: RefSeq, a predicted model, not a curated record
AUGCACUGGCCGCACGGAAAAUGCGGUAUAGUGCUAACGGUAAGGUUACCACUGUUGAUGGUGGAUGCUAUGCCCCGGAAGAACUUUCUGCGUGCACCUCUUUCACAUUCAUUUAUGCAUAUCGGUUUUGCAAUUAUGUCGCAACGGCGUUGGCAAUCGACCAUAGGUGAGCAACGGCCCACCGCACGUCGCUCAAAGAAUGCCUACAGCCAUCCUUUGGCGCCCAAAGAUCCCGCUUCCCGCAACAUCGUUGUUCCGGAUGCUGUUCACGCAAAGGUGGGCUCACCAGAUACGCUUCCCGCCGAGAUAUUGCAGAAACGGGCACAACGCGCCUUACUCAUGCAGUUGCAGCAGAAUGUUAUAUGGGAAGGUACAGUAAUAAGUGACGAACGGCACCAUCUCAUACAGCAUUUCGUCAAACUUCGCCAAAACCCAAAAUACCGCUCGUCGAAACAAAUGAUGGUUGUUGGGGGCAGGCAUUUGCUGCACGAACUGCACAAGCGAGGGUACACACCGAGACAUCUGCUCGUCCGUGAGGGACAGCAAAAACCGAAGUGGGCAACGAAUACGGGGGUUAAAACGGAAAUUAUUCGGGUGGACCGACACGUAGCCGAUGUCUGCUCCCCCGGUAACGAUGGUUUCAUAGGUGACUUUGAUAUCCCAAAGCCACCCCCAAAGGAAAGUCUCAUAGCAAACAAGCAGAGGUUUGAUCGCGUACUUGUGCUUGACAACGUGGAUGAUCCCGGUCUUCUUGGUACAGUGUUACGUACAGCGGCCGGGUUUCACUAUGACGCGGUUAUAGCGACAAAUCAUUGUGCAGAUUUAUACGAUCAUCGGGUGAUUCGCGCAGCUCGCGGUGCCCAUUUCCAAAAGGCCGUUCCCAUUUAUACGUUGAAGGAGGAAGAUGGAGAUAACGUGUACGGAAUGUUGAACCACAUUCUGCAAAGAAACGAUUUGUCACCCGUCUGCUUUGCAGCGAGGGAUGAUAACGACGCAACUGACGAACUAGGUGACCUUGUCAGACAGUUACGGUCUGGUUGCGCUCAGCCCAAAUCGCGGACCUCACCUUGCGGAUCCCCAGCGGUAAAGCGGGAAACACUUAGUGAUUACUGUCGCAAUAACUUUACUAAAAGCGAUGCGAAGGGUCAACUUCUCAUGGUUGGGCCCAAUCACAAACGUAAUUCAGUUCGGCGUUGGUCAAAACAACUUAGCAUACCAGUGACCCAAUUGCUUCUGGACGAAGUAUCGCAGACUGAUGCUCUCAUCGCCUUUUCUGUUGUGCUUCACGCCCUGCGGCCACAUGGUAAUUGGGACUACCUUCCCCUUCACAACAACCAGGAGCAACAGGAGACAGCUUCAUUGGAACUUCAGGGGAUGAAGGCCUCUGUGGAUAUUGGACCCAAUCGGUUCGAUUUAAAUGAGAAGGAUCUUAGCCUUGAUGAAGAAGAGCAAGUGGAGAAAGCGCGGCUAGAUAACGAAUUGAUGCGCUGGCGACGCCUACAACGUGCACAAGGAAGUGACUAUGACCAUUGGAUGGAGGCGGAGACGCGGCGCAUCCAAGAGAUGGCAUCUAACGAGAGCCGCAAGCAAGUUAGUCCCUGGGCACGGCUUCGAACGCGCUGGCAGAAGGGUGCAGCAGGGAUGCCGCCGUGGGUCCCGAAUAUUGUUGAUGAGUAUCGCACGCCACUUGACAGAGAUGCUUUACGGGUAGAAAGGGAGGUAAGCGAGUCUCAUGUUAGACCGGAGAAUUACGACAGGUGA